This is a messenger RNA of Python bivittatus (Burmese python), 2127 nucleotides long. Its product is annotated as TGF-beta receptor type-2-like. The record is from RefSeq and is a predicted model, not a curated record. Gene Ontology annotation, biological process: heart development; protein phosphorylation; cellular response to growth factor stimulus. Gene Ontology annotation, cellular component: plasma membrane; signaling receptor complex. Gene Ontology annotation, molecular function: ATP binding; transforming growth factor beta receptor activity, type II; metal ion binding. NCBI's taxonomy places the organism in Eukaryota, Metazoa, Chordata, Lepidosauria, Squamata, Pythonidae.
CUGGCGGAGGAUGAACCGAACAGCACUGCGAAGCUGGGAUUUGGUUGCUGGCAAGAUCCAGAAAAUGGGUUACUGGAGGAGCCAUCCGCUGCUGCUGCUGCUGCUGCUGCUGCAGCUCCCGUGCAACAGCCGAGCAGGAAGGAACGUGAACAGCAAUGUAUGCAAGUGGUGUGACAAUACACACCCCGUCUGUGAAAAUCAGGUGUGCUAUAGCAACUGCGAUUUAAGCUCCUAUUGUGAAAAACCAGAAGAAAUCUGUGUUUCUAUAUGGAAACAAGGCAAUGCAAGUAUAAAAGUGAGCACUUUCUGCCACAACCCGCAGCUUCCCGUAGAAAAUGUCAUGGUUUCAAAGUAUAACACAUCACAGUGUGUCAUGGUCCGUCAGCAUAACGAGGAGGGGGCUUUUUACAUCUGUGGCUGUGUGAAAGAGCAGGAAUGCAAUGACAAGCUUAUCUUUGAAAAUCAUACCAAUGGAUACUCCAUGCUACAAAGCAAGGAAAUCAUUCCUGUGGCAGCCAUCAGCCUGCUGCCCCCGCUGUUAGUUGCUAUCAUGAUCACAGUGAUAUUCUAUCUCUGCCGAACCCAUCGACAGAGGAGGAGGUCCAAGGAAUGGGCUCAGAAACAUACUCAGUGUCAUGAGCUGCCUGAAUCAAGCCGAGCCGCUACUUACGAUGAGAUCCUGUCUGUCAAGAUAGAUCAUCAUUCUGCUCUUCACCCAGCCUGCACCAGCAGCCUCAAUCAUAUAGCUGAACUGCUGCCGGUUGAGUUGGAUGAACGAGUGGGGAAAGGGCAAUUUGCAGAAGUCUGGAAAGCCAAACUGAAGCAUGCAUCUUCAGGCAAGUAUGAGACAGUGGCUGUGAAGAUUUUCCCUUGUGAGGAAUUUGCAUCGUGGAAAAACGAAAGCCAGAUCUUCACGGAUGCCAACCUGAAGCACUGCAGCAUCCUUCAGUUCCUCACCGCAGAGGAGAGGCACUCUGGACUUCAGAAAGAAUACUGGCUGAUCACUGCCUACCACAGCCAAGGCAAUCUUAAGGAUUACCUGUCCAGGAAUAUUCUCAGCUGGAGAGACUUGCAAAAGAUGGCAGGUUCCCUUGUGAGUGGUGUGGCCCACUUGCACAGUGACUACACUGCCUGUGGCAGUCCAAAAAUUCCCAUUGCCCAUCGGGAUAUCAAAAGCACAAACGUUCUCAUUAAGAACCAUCAAGAAUGUGUACUCUGUGAUUUUGGAAUUGCUCUGAGGCUGGAUCCAUCUUUAAGUGUGGAAGAUUUUGCUAAUAGUGGACAGGUAGGUACUGCCAGAUACAUGGCUCCUGAAGUUUUAGAAUCCAGAGUGAACCUUGAAGAUCUGGAGUCCUUUAAACAAAUGGAUGUCUAUUCUAUGGCUCUGGUUUUAUGGGAGAUAGCCUCCAGGUGUGAUGCUAUAGGAGAGGUUAAGAAUUAUGAACCACCCUUUGGAUCAAAGGUCCGGGAGCAACCUUGCAUGGAAGUUAUGAGAGACAUUGUGCUAUAUGGUCGAGAACGACCAGAAAUACCAAAUAACUGGUUGGCACACCAGGGAAUGCAUUUUCUGUGUGACACCAUCACAGAAUGCUGGGAUCAUGACCCCGAAGCUAGACUUACAGCCCACUGUGUUGCAGAGCGAUUCAACUUGAUGGCACAAACAGAUUGUGAUGACAUUCUCAACAACAACAGCAUUGACAAUGAAGCAAACAAAAUGGGUUGCUCAAGAGAUGAACAUCAAAAUAAUGACAGGAACAUCCAAUGACUGGAGAAAUAAAAACAGGACAGAACCACCAAUAGGGCAUGUCAUCCAACAAAUAUAUGCCCCAUCAUUUAGGCUCCUGAAUGGAUAAAAAAUGUGUAAGACCCUUUUAUACUAGACUAUAUUAAGGUUUUGUUCAACACAGGAUAUUAAUCUUUUAAUACUUUUUAAGAAUGUACAGUGAAAUGCAACAUGAGUCCAAGAAUGAGUCGCUCUGAUUUCACAUUAGUAGAAUGGAAAGAGGUGAGGGUACUACAUUGGUAAACUCUGCCGUGUGAACAAAGACCACUCAUGCUAAAACAAACAUUAAUACACAAGGCAUUUGUUUUUGCAUUUAAAACAUUUUUCUUCUUAAAUAUUAAUUC